This is a messenger RNA of Gracilinanus agilis (Agile Gracile Mouse Opossum), 1238 nucleotides long. It is a transcript of the gene SAR1B, whose product is annotated as secretion associated Ras related GTPase 1B. Gene Ontology annotation, molecular function: GTP binding; GTPase activity. The record is from RefSeq and is a predicted model, not a curated record. The transcript has 7 exons. Gene Ontology annotation, biological process: vesicle organization; intracellular protein transport; endoplasmic reticulum to Golgi vesicle-mediated transport. Gene Ontology annotation, cellular component: endoplasmic reticulum exit site; COPII vesicle coat. NCBI's taxonomy places the organism in Eukaryota, Metazoa, Chordata, Mammalia, Didelphimorphia, Didelphidae. The coding region runs from base 108 to 704 and encodes 198 amino acids.
CAGAGCCGAGGGAGCUGGGGCGGCCAUCGCGCUGUGAUUGUUGGUAGUUCUCAGAGGCCGAGGCCAGGAAUCUUGUUCUCUGCCGUCAGACCCUUUAAAAUCUGGAUAUGUCCUUCAUAUUUGACUGGAUUUACAGUGGUUUCAGCAGUGUUCUACAGUUUUUAGGACUGUACAAGAAAUCUGGUAAAUUAGUAUUUCUUGGAUUGGACAAUGCUGGAAAAACAACACUACUACACAUGUUAAAAGAUGACAGACUUGGACAACAUGUACCUACAUUACAUCCCACAUCUGAAGAAUUGACCAUUGCUGGUAUGACUUUUACCACUUUUGAUCUGGGUGGACAUGCUCAAGCUCGAAGAGUAUGGAAAAACUAUCUGCCUGCCAUAAAUGGCAUUGUUUUUCUGGUGGACUGUGCUGACCAUGAACGACUGUUAGAAUCAAAAGAAGAACUUGAUUCCCUUAUGACAGAUGAAACAAUAGCUAAUGUGCCUAUCCUAAUUCUUGGAAACAAGAUCGAUAGACCUGAAGCCAUUAGUGAAGAAAGGUUACGAGAGAUGUUUGGUCUGUAUGGUCAAACAACAGGAAAGGGAAGUGUUUCAAUGAAAGAGUUAAAUGCCAGACCUUUAGAAGUCUUCAUGUGCAGUGUGCUAAAGCGACAAGGCUAUGGUGAAGGCUUUCGUUGGGUGGCACAGUACAUCGAUUAAUGCCAAAUCCACAUAUGUCUAUGUCUGAAUAUUAAGUCUGCUCAGUUAUUUGAUCACUCAGCAUACAUAACUUGAAUUCAAUAGACUUUUGUUGGUUAUAAAGGAUAAGUUUUUUAGAUCAUUAAUAUUAUAUCAACUAUUAAUUGUGAGUGUGAGGAUUGAACUGAUUUCAGGCAAGUUUGGAUAUCACAUUGUUAGCUUUCUAAUCCUAUAAAAUAAUUUAUGUUCUUUUACAAUUUAUAAUUUGACAUUUGCACCCAGCACCAUUUUUGGACAGAGUGACUUUCCAGUCCAGUAUGUUUGAAUGCACUUUUUAACAGCUAAAAACUACAGAUAUGUGAAUGGUAUUUAAUGCUCAUCAUGUUAAAUUUUUUAUGUACUUUUUUGGAACUGGUUUUAUAAAUUUAGACUAUAUAACCACCUGUCUUUAAGGUACAAUUAAUAAUUAGCUUAUUAAUUGCAUGAUGCCUUACACUUUUUAAUAAUAUUCUUAUGCAACGUCAUGCAAUAAAACAAAAUCUAAUUUUUGGUGUA